Mesorhabditis belari is the source of this 1101-nucleotide messenger RNA. NCBI's taxonomy places the organism in Eukaryota, Metazoa, Nematoda, Chromadorea, Rhabditida, Rhabditidae. The record is from the annotation of a GenBank genome assembly.
AUGGAGAAAGAGAAUAUCUUUUGUGUAGACAACGAGGGUUUCCGCUUCAUUUGUGCUCGCUUCAGUGGGCCGACUUUCUCGGGACUGGACUUUAACAAGUUUACGCUCAGCUGGAAGCACUCGUCCAACGAGGUUCGCCGCUUGUUAGCUCAUGCGGCAAGCGCUUCUCCGUACGACACGUCGUCAACAAAGUCUCUGAAUCAGACGAGAACCUGGACCAAUCAAUUGCUCGUUUCACUUUACCCGAUGAGCACUAUGAUUUUGGAAAAUUGUGCCCAGCUUGAGGUGGAAAAGGCGCGACUCACGGACAAUGCUUAUAGUAUCGACGAGCUGCGCAACCUAGAUGCCCCCAAAGUGACCUCAUUGGAGAUCGUAGCACUUAAAAAGGCGCAAGUGGUUUGCAAAAGUCGGAAGUGUGUACGAUACGAGGUUGUCGGCGGAAAAGUGGAGGUCAUUCAUAAAGUGUGUCACAAAGAGUGCAACUCGAAGCCAAACGCCGGCUUGGAAAGGUGUUUGAUUUUUCGACAAACCAACCCGGGACCCGGAAUCUGCGAACUGUGCUUGUGUCCAAUGAAAAAACACAAACGGGUCGAUUUUGAGCAGAAAAUCGUCACAAGGGUGACCCAAAGUCAACAAAUUUCCAUGAUGCCCUUCACGGAGAUGCGCAAGAGACUCAUGCACAAACGCGAGCGUUUAGCAAGCGAGUACUCUAAGGAACUGAAUUACAUCCUCUUUGCAUUGGCCACUUUUUCGCUGUUCCUUGACGAAAAUCAAAUCUCCAAACAAACAAAUCCAGUCAAACACCAGUUGCAAAAGUUGUUGGACGCCGAGGAGAGACAUUUGUCUCGAGUCAAGAACGGAGACCCAAAGAAAGUCACUCAAUUGAGGCAUCUCUUCCAAAUGUACUGUGAAAAUUGGGAGAAGUUAGUUGAUCAAAAUGGCAAAAAAGUGACAAUUGAAGAGUUGGCAAUAGUACGAAAUAAGUUGUUUUCCAUGGCGCACACUGGCGCAAAAAUUGCCGAGAUUUUCGAGAUCAACGUCGACACCGACCAUCAAGAGUCCGAGGCCGCCGUCACACGAUGCGAGCCGCGCUUUUAUGAG